This is a messenger RNA of Polistes canadensis, 4864 nucleotides long. RefSeq lists its product as uncharacterized. Lineage: Eukaryota; Metazoa; Arthropoda; Insecta; Hymenoptera; Vespidae. Gene Ontology annotation, biological process: regulation of transcription by RNA polymerase II. Gene Ontology annotation, molecular function: RNA polymerase II cis-regulatory region sequence-specific DNA binding; DNA-binding transcription activator activity, RNA polymerase II-specific. The coding region runs from base 64 to 4821 and encodes 1585 amino acids. The transcript is spliced from 6 exons. Gene Ontology annotation, cellular component: nucleus. The record is from RefSeq and is a predicted model, not a curated record.
CAACAACAACAAAAUAUCAUUUUAUUCGGACUUUGAAUCUCGUAUCUUCGUCAUUAGAAAAGGAUGGAUUAUUCUACAAAAGUGACUGUAAAAAGCGAGCCAGAUCCAGAACAAGAACAGGAACACGAAGAGGAACAGGUUGAGAUACAGGCGGAUGCAGCAUCUCCUAGUUCUAGUAUCGAUUUACCGGAAAAUACACACCCGUGUCCAGCUUGUCCGUCAAUACUUCCGACAUCUCACGAUUUGACGAAUCAUCUGCGCGAACAUAAUUCACCAAGGAGUACAGAUUACGGUGGUGAAGAGGAUUACUGUUGUGCUAUUUGUCAAAAAGUCUUGAGUUCGGCAAGUUCAUUGGACCGUCAUGUGCUCGUACAUUCGCGUGAAAGGCCAUUCAAGUGUAAAUAUUGUGACAUAGCUUUCACAACGAAUGGUAAUAUGAACAGACAUGUUAAAAGUGCUCACCGCGGUGAAAGAUCACCGCCGCAAAGUUAUACCGAAUCAGAAAGUACGAGUAACGAUUCGGUAAAUUCGUCUAAAAGGCAACCAUUAGAGGAACACAACAACAACGAAAUAUCUAAACGUACAUCGCCAAAUUUCUUGAUUAGAGAAAGAUUAGCUAAAAAUUUAACGAACAAACGUAAAUCACCGUCUUUCACCAGGGAAGAUGAAAAUCCACGAAAGCAUAAGAUCUUGUUGAAUAAUUCAAGAACAGAGAUCAAACGUACGCCCAUUGAAACGCAAAAUUCUUACAAUUGUCCAGUAUGCAAUAGGCAAGAUUUCGCAACGAGCGGUCUCCUGGAAACACACUUGGAACAAAAUCAUCCAGAAUUCACGGCAAGGGCUAUGUGCGAGCAAGCUAUGCACCGACCGGCAUCCGGAGAAGGUACCAACUUCCAAUGCAGCAAAUGUUCAAGAGCAUUUCCUUGUUUCAAGUCAAUGAAAGAACACCAAAAUGAAUGUGGAACGAUGUCGUCCGAAUAUCACGAGGAAGAGGCACAGGAUUUAUUCGCUGCCGAAUUUAGGAAGAUGAAAUUAAAAGGAGAAUUCCCGUGCCGAUUGUGCACAUCGAUAUUUCCUAAUUUGAGGGCUUUGAAAGGACAUAAUCGUGCUCAUAUGGGCGUAGGACCAGGUGUUCCAUAUCCUUGCAACAUGUGCCCUUAUACUAGUACCGAUAAGGCCACACUUGUAAGGCAUUUAAGAUCUCACAAUGGUGAUCGGCCAUACGAGUGUUCGUUAUGCAAUUACGCUUUUACAACUAAAGCAAAUUGCGAGAGGCACGUUAGAAAUCGUCAUGGGAAAUUAACAAGAGAAGAUAUCAAAAGUGUAUUGAUUUAUCAUCCGAAUGAAGACUCGACGAAUGAUAAUAUAGGUAAUUCACCUAGAUUGACGAAAGACGAGGCGAGAAAAAGUUUGAUUUAUCCGAACGAUAGAGAAGAUUCGAUGCAACAACAACAGCAACAACAACGUUAUCUGCCAAUUCCGGUUGACUCUAAAGGUGAUAUUAGAGUAAUAGAAGAAGCUAAAUUACCUAGCCCUGAAUUAGCUUCUUCUAUUCGCAAUAUGAUAGUUAAUCAUUGCGAAAGCAAUGAUACUUAUGGGAGAUCGAGUAUACCAGGUUCCGGUCUUAUAUCAAGAACCAUGGAAGAAGCUACCACAUCUCAAGAUCAAAGUGGUAGGGCUGAUGAUGAUCUUGAAUCAAGGUCAUCCAAUGAAAGCGUCCCUCUAGUCAUUAAUAACGAAUCAGAUAUGCACCAAAGAAUGCAAGCUAGUCCGAUUAAUUUGAAAAAAAUGUCUAACCAAUCUAACACCGGAAAUUUAAAUCAAGAUGGACCGUUGGAUCUUAGCAUGGACGUUCUAGAUUUGAGCAAGAAGGCUAAGGAAAGAAACGGUGCUGGAUCAUUGAGAUCUAACGAAUAUCCUAACAACGAUCGUAGAGAAUUUUACGAUUCUACCAGUCAAUUAUUUUUAACUCAGGCUUUGUUGCAAGCAAGCCAAAAUACUUCACCGGGUACUUCGCCUAGUACCUCGCAAGGUAAUUCACAGACAAAUCCAUUACAAAAUUUCUACGCCAAUGCUCAAAUCAUUUAUCGCAAUUUGGGAUCGAUUUCUAAUCGCGUUAAUGCUGGAAUUUUAUCAUCCUACAUGUUUAAUUCGCAAUUUUUUGGACAAGACUUAAACAUCAGUGAUAGAAUUCAAAAGGAAUUCGCUAGGGGCUUGCAAUUAACCAGCGGUGGUACUUUAGUUGAUCCAUCGGUAAAUAAUAAUAAUUUUCCCGCAUUUCCACAAGCCAAUGAUGCACCGUCGCAAAUGGUAACCGAUCAAAAUGAUUAUACCAAUUUGCUCGGUACGAAGAUGACCAAUAAGACUAUAUCACCUCGGGAAAAGGUUGAUAAUUCGGUUUCAACGAAUUCGGUUAAAAUGAUCAUCAAAAAUGGCGUGUUAAUGCCUAAACAAAAACAACGAAGAUAUCGUACCGAACGACCAUUCUCAUGUGGACACUGUUCCGCUAAAUUCACAUUACGAAGUAACAUGGAGAGACACAUAAAACAACAGCAUCCAGAAUUUUGGAGUCAACGACCACGGGGUGGUCAUUCAACUAGAGGUAGACCACCAGCAAAUCAUCAAAAUAUAAUGAAAAAUUCUGGCCAAUCAAAUUCACAAUCAUCAUCACAAUCUUAUUCCAGCAUACUACCCAAAGGUGAUCCAUCAACAACGAAAGUAGAAUCAACCGGUAGACAUUCGAUUUCGGAACAAGUGAAAUAUGCUAUUCUGGCGCAACAAUUGAAGGCUAAUAAAAUGGAGGAUAACGAUACCGACGAAGAAUUGAUCAUCGAUGAAGAUCCAAUUGAUAAGGAGAUUCAAGAAUCUCAAGAACAAACUGAACAACGUUCCACGAGUUUGUUGAGAGGACAAUUGGAAGGUAACGAAUCUAAUAAGGAUAUCAUUGUGAAGGAAGAAAUAUUAGAAAGAGAUUCAUCUGACGUAUUUAAUAACGAACAAUCUAAGGAACAUAACAAUACCAAUGAAAAUGGCCAAAGUUCUGGUAAUGAACAAUCAAUCAAUGAUAAAACGGAUGAUACUACUUUGGAUGGUAAUUCGAGGCACACAUUUAAAAUGGAUAAUUGUAAUGAUAACAUUACUCAAGACAAACAAGAGGAUAAUACUGCUGAUCUUGCCAGCGUAUCUGAAUUAUUGGACAACGCUUCUCAUCAAUAUCAACAUUUUCAACCGCAAUAUUUGAGCGACGAGGAAGGUUUAGUCGCUUCUACGAGCGAUUUCAAUAAUUCCGGAAGCGAUGACAAAUCCGAUUCAGUUAAUUCCGGAAAUUCUAAUAACGCUUCUUCGAAAAAAAAAAAGAAAAAGAAAAAGAAGAAGAAAUCGGCAUAUUCUUUAGCACCCAACAGAGUAAUGUGUCCCUUUUGUGAUCGUCCAUUUCCAUGGACGUCGUCCCUCAGAAGACACAUCCUUACACAUACCGGACAAAAACCAUUUAAAUGUAUAUACUGUUCACUUUUGUUCACCACCAAAUCUAAUUGCGAUAGACACUUAUUGAGAAAGCACAAAACUAAUCCUUACAAGAUAAGAAGAGCUAGAAAUUCGUCAUCACCUGAGAGUCAAGUUGUCAAUACGAAUAAUACAUUUUCUAUGAGAAAUGUACCCGAAAGACCGUACAAAUGUAAUCAAUGUCCUAGUUCAACGUUCUCAACGUUAGGAAACUUGAAGAAACAUCGUUCUACCAAACACUCGCGUAAAAAUAAAUUGAGAUCCGUUUCGCCGUCUACAGAACCGCAAAAUAGUCCAUUACCAUCAUCUAAACAAAAUGAUCUUAGCGAUUACGAGAGCCGAUCGUCAAGUGUAUCGGAAAAUACUGAACAACAACAGGUAUCACCGUCAGAAACGCAAAAACAAAAUUCAAAUAAUUCUAACGCAUCGUUGUCCAACAAUGAAUUGUCAAGAUCACGAAGAACUUCACCGAGAUCAUCACCCGGUCCUAAUGAUGUACCAUUCAAGUGUCAUCUUUGUGAUUGUGGUUUUGCCGAUCGUCACGAUUGUUUAGAACACAUCAAAAUAAAUCAUAAUGAAUCUUACGAGAUGCUUGUAGCAAAGGGUGCUAUGGAUAUGGAUAUUGAUGGGUUGGAAGAUCAUCAAGUACCACCACCACCACCUCAACAACAACAUCUUAGCGAUGGGGAGGAAAGAAAAGGCCGAUUUCCAGAUUACAGUAAUAGAAAAGUAGUCUGUGCCUUUUGUAUAAGAAGAUUUUGGUCAGCCGAAGAUCUUCGUCGUCAUAUGAGAACCCAUACAGGGGAAAGGCCAUUCUCGUGUGACAUUUGUCUUCGUAGAUUCACAUUGAAACAUAGCAUGCUGCGUCAUCGUAAAAAACACGAAUCAGUCGAUUCAACAAUGUACGUUGGUACCAGCGGUGACGAAGAAAAUUCACCAACUCAACCACCUACGAUAACACCCCGUACACAAAAGCAACCACCAGUUUUAAUGGCAACCAAUAUCAAUAAUUCGAGAAUUCAAGAUAGAAUUUCGUUGUCUGUUGCAACCGGUGAUGCCGCGCCAGGUGGGGGUGGUUUUAUGAGAUACAACAGUUACGAAAAAUUAACAACAUUUGCCGGGAAACUUACCGCGAACAAUCCUCAACAACAUCAUCAUAAUAAUAAUGCAAUAAAUAAUGAUUUAUCCGAAAAUACUGACAACGAUUUGAUCUCGAAUCUUUUAGGUAUACGCGACAAAAGUUUUAUCGAUAAAGUUCUUCAAGCAUCACCCGACGAUGCUGCUAAAUUAUUAGGCGUACAACGUAGUCACGAAUGAAAAUACAAUUUUUAAAUUAACAUAAGUCCGAUAAAAAACAAUA